GCGGGGCUGCAGGGGGCCCAAGAAGGACGGCGGCCAUCUUGCACGGAGCCAGAGUCGGACUCUAAGCCUGCGACCUACAGCGCUAGAGAGUCCCUAUCCCUGCUCUUCUGCGGCCGAUCGUCACCGCAGCCCCACGAAAGCCUUUGUCCAUCGUCUCUCUGCACCCGGCCUCGGUCCGACUCUCCGAUCCUCUGCCCGGCCCGGUCAGGCCUCGCUACGGGGUCACGCGCGGCCGCCCCGAGGACGAUGAACGGAGGAUAAAUGGUGCCUAAGGCAGACAGCGGUGCCUUCUUGCUGCUCUUUCUGCUCGUGCUCACCGUCACCGAGCCGCUGCGGCCAGAGCUCCGGUGUAACCCUGGGCAGUUUGCCUGUCGCAGUGGUGCCAUCCAGUGCAUCCCCCUCUCUUGGCACUGUGACGGCUUGCCGACUUGCGAGGAUGAGAGCGAUGAAGCCAACUGUCCAGAAGUAACCAGGGAGUCACGGCCUUACCAUGGGAAGGAGUCUGUGGACCUGCGACAGGGGCGAGCCAGAGGUGGUGACCCUACACACUUCCAUGCGGUGAACGUGGCACAGCCUGUCCGCUUCAGCAGUUUCCUAGGGAAGUGCCCGACAGGAUGGCACCACUAUGAAGCCAGCUGCUACCGCGUCUACCUGAGUGGGGAGAACUACUGGGAUGCUGCACAGACCUGCCAGCGUGUGAAUGGCUCCCUUGCUACCUUCUCUACUGACCAGGAGCUGCGCUUUGUCCUAGCCCAGGAAUGGGAUCAGCCCGAACUGGUCCCAUUUGGUUGGAAGGACCAGCGCAAGCUGUGGGUUGGCUAUCAGUAUGUUGUUACUGCCCGGAAUCCUUCCUUAGAGGGUCGAUGGGAGGUAGCAUUCAAAGGCUCCUCGGAGGUGUUCCUGCCCCCAGACCCCAUCUUCGCAUCGGCCAUGUCUGAGAACGACAAUGUGUACUGCGCCCAGCUGCAGUGCUUCCACUUCCCAACACUGCGGCACCAUGACCUCCACAGCUGGCACGCCGAGAGCUGCUACGAGAAGUCCUCGUUUCUGUGUAAAAGAAGUCAAACAUGUGUCGACAUCAAGGACAACGUGGUGGAUGAAGGCUUCUACUUCACCCCUAAAGGGGAUGAUCCAUGCUUGAGCUGUACCUGCCAUGGAGGGGAGCCUGAGAUGUGUGUGGCUGCCCUCUGUGAGGGUCCCCAGGGCUGUCAGCAGUACCGCAAGGAGCCUAAGGAGUGCUGCAAGUUCAUGUGUCUGGACCCAGAUGGCAACAACCUGUUUGACUCCAUGGCCAGUGGUAUGCGAUUGGUGGUCAGCUGCAUCUCAUCCUUCCUCAUCCUCUCGCUGCUGCUUUUCAUGGUCCACCGGCUUCGCCAGAGGCGUCGAGAACGCAUUGAGUCCCUGAUUGGAGCAAACUUGCACCACUUCAACCUUGGCCGGAGGAUCCCUGGUUUUGAUUAUGGUCCAGACAGGUUCGGCACAGGCCUCACCCCACUCCAUCUUUCUGAUGAUGGGGAAGGUGGGACUUUCCACUUCCACGACCCUCCGCCUCCCUACACAGCUUACAAGUACCCAGAUAUCGACCAGCCUGAUGACCCACCACCACCCUAUGAGGCCUCCAUCAACCCGGACAGUGUGUUCUACGAUCCUGCAGAUGACGAUGCCUUUGAUCCUGCAGAGGCUAGCCCACCAAACCCUGGGGAUGGUUGCAGUGAAGGUGCAUUGCCUCAGUGCCUGGAACAGCCUCUGCCCACUUCAGGGGCCUCCCUGGCAGACCUGGAAGACUCUGCAGACAGCAGCAGUGUCCUGCUUGUGCCCCCUGAUCCUACCCAGAGUGGGAACAUCCCAGCCGCAGAGGCACCACCAGGAGGUGGCCGCCCCAGUCGUGGCUCCCUGAAUACUGUGGUAUAGACCGCCCAGCCCAUCACUCCAUUGGGCUGAGAGUACCUGUUUGCUGUCGAGAAGACACUAGUCCCUGUGGGACACUUGAAGGGGCCCAGCUGCAACCUGGACCCUGCUCCACUGCUGCACACCCACCAGCUGGUGUGCGUGUAUAUAGAGACCGCAGCUGCCUCUCACCAAGGGGCAAACACCCGCACCAAGUUUCCUUGAGGGCUUCACAGACAUGUGUAGCUUUGGGUCAGUGUCUUUUUUUAAAUGGCAGAAGAAUGAUGGUAUGUGUCCACACCACACAGUUUCAGGAGGAGGGAAAAGCAAUCACUAUGGGAACAGAAAGCCGGGGCGAGAGGCUGGUGCCACCUGUGCACAGGCAGCACUGUUGAGGCAGUGGGUAUGCUCCCAGGGAGACAGCCUUGGAUGUGCUGCAUUGGCUGUUAUGGGAGUGGGCACUCCAGGUCCAACUGUGAAUGUCAAAGACUAAGGCCCUGAAAAGGUUGAAAACUUUUAUCUUUCACAGAGCCCAGCCCUCCCAUCUCUCCCAACAUAGUUGUACAUGGCUCUCCCACUUGUAGGCUCUGGACCUCCACUGAAAUGUGGGACUAAACUGGUACCUUUCCCCACCUCCUAUUGAAUGGCCCCUGGGUCUGGUGCCCCAUCCCACCUUUGUGCCAUAAAGGGUUGUUUCCUUCAGGAGAGGGGUGGUUGAACCGAACAUCCCAGGCUGUGUUCGUCUCCUGAAGUUCACUUCUUGCACCACUGCCACCACUAGAGCCCAGUACCUGGUGGCUGCAUGCACGCUUCCUUCCCUCAGUAGCCUUGGGUGCUUGGGAGCCUUUUGCUUGAGGGUCCCUGAGGCCUGACAGGGACAGUGGUCUUGUCUCCUGACACGGGCCUUUACCAUUUCUGAGGUUUGGAGAUGAAGCGGGUUCUGUGCGAUUUUUAGCACAUCCAUAUCUUUUCUAUGUUGAAUGUCUGGAUCGUGUGUGUGUGUGUGUGUGUGUGUGUGUGUGUGUGUGUGUGUGUAUCUGUCUGUCUAGACCUUUGUAUAUGUGUUUGUGUGUGUCUGUGUCUGUCUGUCUGUGCAUAUCUGUAUGUGGCCAAAUGUUUGCAGUUUCAUAGGAACUCAGAGUGGGGUGGGGCUCUGCUGCCCCAGGUCUGACAUUUCUUGGUCAUGGGCUGUGCGAGGAUGAACAGUGCCUAAGAGCCUGCCCUUAGCCCAUAGUCCUUGCAUGGAAGAGCCUUACCCCACUAAGGAAAAUCAAUGGGGAGGAGUCAUUGACACAUUUGGUUCUGCAGAGCUCAACCCAGUUAUAGGCUCUUUGUAAAAGGAUCUUGUUGCUCAGCCAAGAACUAAUGACCAAGAGUUGACUGGAGGUAUGUUUUUGUCAUUAAAAAGCCUGUCCCUGGGCUCGGCCCACAGGAGCCACAUGCUGUAGUUGAUGCUUCCCUUACCAAAGGGCUGCUGCUUAGGACAUUAUGGUCACAAGGCCCUCAUAUCCACCAGAAGACAAAUCCAGCCUCUGUGCUGGUUGUGGAAGACCCAUGAGGGUUUUCAGGACCACUCCAGCAAAGACCCACAGGGACUCCCCUCCAGCAACUGAAAGGGCCUUCCCAGGCCUCAGGCAGGGCAUUUGGCACAGUGUGUGGGGGGCUGAGGAGCUUGUUCUGGGGACCUAAGGACUGUUAACUCAGCAGGUUAGGGGGGCAGUAAGGAAGAGAGUGACCCAAAGUGGGUUGUAGGGACUGUAGUGGUGUGCUUGCUUCAGGACUGGUAAGAAUAUUCACUCGGGGUUGCCAGUGGGUCUUUUCAGCUGGAAAAACAUUAGAAUAUCGAGGUCUGGCACCAGAUGCCCAGCCCAUUGCCAUUGUGAGGCUGGCAGAAGGCCUGUGUGCAGGCUGCUCAGACCCCCACCUGCUGUGGCUCCAGGAGCUGUGCUGUGCUGGAGGCAGCUGCCAGGGAGGUGAGAGCUGGGAUCUUCCCAUCUGUUCUUACCUGUCCUCUGCCACCUCCGUGCGAUCUGGUUGUCCUCUGAGGUCUUAUAAAGAGGAGUCUUGAAGCUGGUGUUGCUGAGAUGUGUUCCUAUGGGAGAUGUGCCCCUGCUCACCCCACAUUCUAGGACCCAAAGGGACCGUCUAGCUCCUGGGAGGAACUCCUCCCCCAGGGCUGCCUUGGCACUCUGAGGCCAGGUGACCUGCCUUGUGGAGGUGGAAUUUGAUACUGUACAUUGUCUCAAUGCCUGUUUUUACUUUUCCUUUCACUAAGGGUUUUAGUUUGGGUGUACUUUUCGUCUGGUUGGCACUAAUCCUUUUCUUAAGAUGCUGUGAGAAUCAUUUCAUCCAAAUGCCAAAUAAACUUGUGUUCUGGAA
This is a messenger RNA of Cavia porcellus (domestic guinea pig), 4266 nucleotides long. RefSeq names its product DiGeorge syndrome critical region gene 2 (gene Dgcr2). Gene Ontology annotation, molecular function: protein binding. The transcript is spliced from 10 exons. Gene Ontology annotation, cellular component: membrane. The coding region runs from base 262 to 1911 and encodes 549 amino acids. The record is from RefSeq and is a predicted model, not a curated record. NCBI's taxonomy places the organism in Eukaryota, Metazoa, Chordata, Mammalia, Rodentia, Caviidae.